AUGCACUUGCGCGUAUUGGUCACCCAGUGCCACUUCCCAAAUCUCCAUGGAUUUGGCUUCUUUGGAAGUAUGGAGCUAUCGAUAUAUUGGAUGUUGGUCUGUGUCCUGUUCAGUGUGCCGCUUGCGGGAUGUUUGGAGAUACACCUUUCGGAUACUUUACAGCCCGGGACCCUUUUGGCAAACUUGUCGCUCGGCCCUGGUUGGACAUAUAAAAUCGACAGGACUUUGUCUAAUAACUUCAUCCAAGGGUUUUUUGAUGUUGAGAGGCACGGUGGGGUUGUCCGUGUGUCCCACAGAGUCCGGUGUGCGCUCACGUCGAGGAGCCCUGCAGUUGUUUAUUUUAGAACAUGUUCCACAACAUCUGGAAACGUAAUUCUGACACAGUUUAAUGUGUUCGUCCACGGCCAGGACUGUUUUAUAAAAUACAAGAGAAAGAACGCGCCAGGUAAGAAGCCAGAUAUUCAAGUUAAAUACCUUUCAAAACUGAAGGCAACUUCCUGCUUACCUGCAGGUAGAUUGCUUUUGAGUGUAACAGAACUUUUGCCUGCCUUUACGCGGAACGCCGUCUUUUUGGACAGUUUGUGUGCAGGGGAAGAGUUGAGCGCAGUGUUCAGAAAUGGGGAUUUGUUCUUGUCCAGUGACUUCUGUUUUGAGAACACAGGACAAUCCGAGGUGAAUUUGCUCUGCGCGUUGCACAGCUCUCCAGGCGGCAGGCUCUCCGUGCGGCUCAAUCUGACUCUCGUCAAAGUGAAUGGACCGCAUGGAUCCCUCUCAGAACAUGUCAGGAGAAAGUCUGACACAUUGAUCCGCCGGAAGCGACAGGCAAACGCGCCUCCCCAGUUCCAGCUCCCCAACUAUCAGGUGUCCGUGCCCGAGAAUGAGCCCACGGGCACGCGGGUCAUCACACUGAAAGCCACUGACCCGGAUGAUGGAGAGGCAGGGAGGCUGGAGUACAGCAUAGACGCCUUGUUUGACAGCAGAUCGAAGGAGUUUUUUCACAUUGACUCUCAGACAGGGAGCAUAACCACCGCCCAGUCACUAGACAGGGAAGUCAAAGACACCCAUCUCUUCAAAGUCACUGUAACUGACAAUGGCUCUCCGAGGAGAUCCGCCAAUUCUUACCUCACUGUCACUGUAAGUGACACUAAUGACCACAACCCUGUGUUUGAGCAAACUGAAUACCGUGUUAAAAUCCGGGAGAAUGUUGAAGUGGGGUAUGAAGUGAUGACAAUCAGGGCCACUGAUGGGGAUGCUCCCUCCAACGCCAACAUGAUUUACAAAAUUUCUAAUGGCAAUGGAGUUAACUCUGUGUUUGAAAUCGACCCCCGGAAUGGACUGGUGAAGAUUAGAGAGAAGCCUGACAGGGAGACCCGAGCCAAAUACCAGCUUAUUGUAGAAGCCAAUGACCAGGGUAAGGAGCCAGGUCCUCGCAGUGCCACUGCCACUGUCAAUAUCUCUGUUGAGGACGAAAAUGACAACUACCCACAGUUCAGUCAGAAGAGGUACACUGUGCAGAUUCCAGAGAAUGUCGCAAUCAACACUAAAGUCGCCCAGGUGGAAGCUACAGAUAAAGAUGAGGGGAAUAACGCUAAAGUUCAUUACAGCAUCAUCAGUGGCAAUGUCAAAGGACAGUUUUACAUUCACUCUCCCACCGGUGUAAUUGAUGUCAUCAAUCCUCUGGACUAUGAGAUGAUUCGUGAGUAUAAUCUAAGAAUAAAGGCUCAGGAUGGUGGAAGGCCUCCUCUGAUAAAUGGCACCGGGAUGGUGGUGGUGCAAGUAGUGGACGUCAACGAUAAUGCCCCCAUGUUUGUCAGUACGCCAUUCCAAGCGACUGUUUUGGAAAACGUGGCAAUUGGUUACUCGGUGAUUCAUAUUCAAGCAAUUGACAGCGACUCAGGGGAAAACGCUCUUCUGGAAUAUCGUUUAACUGGCACCGCGCCUGGUUUUCCAUUCACAAUUAAUAACAGCACAGGCUGGAUAACAGUUAGCGACGAGCUGGACAGGGAGACCACUGAGUUCUACACCUUUGGCGUGGAGGCCAGAGAUCACGGGGUACCUGUGAUGUCCUCCUCAGCCAGCGUCAGCAUCACAGUGCUCGAUGUGAAUGACAACGUACCGACGUUCACAGAGAAGACCUAUGCGCUGAAGAUUAACGAAGACGCUGUGGUGGGGUCCAGUGUCCUGGCAGUGACAGCCGUGGACAGGGACGUCAACAGCGUGGUGACCUAUCAGAUCUCCAGUGGCAACACCAGAAACCGCUUUGCCAUCACUAGCCAGAGUGGAGGCGGCCUCAUCACUUUAGCCCUCCCCUUGGACUACAAGCAGGAGCGCCAGUAUGUGCUAACGGUUACUGCCAGUGAUGGGACGCGCUACGACACCACUCAGGUGUUCAUCAAUGUGACGGAUGCCAACACACACCGGCCUGUCUUCCAAAGUGCGAACUACCAGGUUCUGCUCGGUGAAGAAAGACCAGUUGGCUACACGGUUGUUGUAAUCAGUGCAACAGACGAGGACACGGGAGAAAAUGCUCGCAUCACAUAUGAAAUGGAGGAUAAUGUUCCUCAGUUUAAAAUUGACCCAGAUACAGGUGCCAUUACGACACAAAUGGAGAUUGAUUAUGAAGACCAGGCCUCCUAUACAUUAGCCAUCAUAGCCAGAGACAAUGGGAUCCCUCAGAAAUCUGAUACCACUUAUGUGGAAAUUAUCAUUCAGGAUGCUAAUGAUAACACCCCUCAGUUUCUUAGGGAUAAUUACCAAGGGGCUGUUUUUGAAGAUGCACCUGUCUACACUAGUGUUCUCCAGAUCUCGGCCUCAGAUAGAGACUCCGGCUCAAACGGCAGGUUGAGCUACACGUUUCAGGGUGGGGAUGAUGGAGAGGGAGACUUCUUUAUAGAGCCGUACUCUGGCAUCAUCAGAACUGCUCGCAAACUGGACCGGGAGAACGUUCCUGUUUACAAUCUAAAGGCCUACGCUGUGGACAGGGGGGUCCCGCCACUGAAGGCGGUUGUUCCUAUUCACGUGGUUGUCCAAGACAUAAACGACAACGCUCCCGUUUUUGAGAGGGACGAGUUGUUCAUUGACGUGAAGGAGAACAGCCAGGUGGGUUCAGUUGUAGCCCGGAUCACUGCUUUGGACCCGGAUGAGGGCACCAACGCUCAGAUCAUGUACCAGAUUGUGGAGGGGAAUGUUCCAGAAGUUUUCCAGCUGGAUAUUUUCAACGGCGACCUCACUGCCCUCACAGACCUGGAUUAUGAAACUGAAACGGAGUAUGUCAUUGUGGUCCAGGCCACCUCGGCACCACUGGUGAGUCGGGCCACGGUGCACAUCCGUCUUGUGGACAUGAAUGACAAUAAGCCAGUGCUGCAAAACUUUGAGAUUAUUUUCAACAACUACGUCACCAACAAGUCCAACAGUUUUCCAUCGGGAAUAAUAGGGAAGGUACCAGCUCAUGACCCGGAUGUGUCGGAUAAGCUACGGUACAAGUUUGAAUCUGGGAACGAGCUAAGUUUGCUGCUGUUGAAUGAAGACACUGGGGAUCUGAGAUUAAGCAGGGACCUCGACAAUGACAGGCCCCUGGAAGCACCCAUGACCAUCUCUGUCUCAGAUGGCAUCCACCGCGUUGUGGCCCUCUGCACGCUGCGCGUCACUAUCAUCACCGACGACAUGUUGACCAACAGCAUCACCGUGCGCCUGGAGAACAUGUCCCAGGAGCGCUUCCUCUCUCCCCUGCUCAGCCUCUUCCUCGAGGGCGUGGCUGCCGUGCUCUCCACCAAACGGGAAGCGGUAUUUGUGUUCAACAUCCAGAACGACACCGACGUCCAAGGCUCCAUACUCAACGUGACUUUUUCAGCUCUGCAGCCCGAGGGGGAACAGGGCAAAGGGACGUUCUUCCCGUCUGAGGAGCUGCAGGAGCAGAUCUACCUCAACAGGACUCUGCUCAGGCUUAUAUCCUCUCAGGAGGUUUUGCCAUUUGAUGACAACAUCUGCCUGCGGGAGCCCUGCGAGAACUACAUGAAGUGUGUGUCCGUGCUGAAGUUCGACAGCUCCCCUCCCUUCAUAGCGUCAGAAACGGUUCUGUUUCGGCCCAUCCACCCCAUCAACGGGCUGCGCUGCCGCUGCCCUCUCGGUUUCACGGGAGACUACUGUGAGACGGAGAUCGACCUGUGCUACUCGGGACCCUGCAAGAACAACGGGAGAUGCCGCAGCAGAGAGGGAGGGUACACCUGUGAGUGCAUGGAAGACUUCACAGGCGACCACUGCGAGCUGAACGCAUCAUCAGGAAGCUGUAUCCCAGGUGUUUGUAAGAACGGCGGGGAGUGUGUGAAUCACCUUGCGGGUGGCUUCAUGUGCCAGUGUCCUGAAGGAGAGUACGAAAAGCCCUACUGCGAGAUGACCACGCGCAGCUUCCCCGGACGGUCUUUCGUCACCUUUCGAGGCCUGCGGCAACGAUUCCACUUCACUGUCUCCUUCACGUUUGCCACAAGAGAGAGAAACGCUUUGCUUCUAUACAACGGCAGAUUCAACGAAAAACACGACUUCAUCGCUUUGGAAAUUAUUGACGAGCAGAUCCAGCUCACCUUCUCAGGAGGAGAAACCAAGACCACCGUGGCUCCCUACAUACCAGGCGGGGUCAGCGACGGCCAGUGGCACUCUGUUCAGCUCCAUUACUACAACAUGGAGGGGGUGAGUCUUGUGGACUCCAGCGGGGCUCUGCGGCUCCCGCUCUAUACUGCCUGGCUGAAGCUCAAUCAGAAGGAGCCAAACAUCGGCCGUUUAGGAAUCCCUCACGGACCCUCUGGAGAAAAGGUGGCUGUGGUCGCCGUCGACGACUGCGAUAUCUCCAUGGCGAUCCGCUUCGGAAAGCAGAUUGGCAACUACUCGUGUGCCGCCCAGGGAACCCAGACUGGACAGAAGAAGUCACUGGACUUGACAGGACCCCUGCUGUUAGGUGGAGUUCCCAACCUACCCGAGGACUUCCCCGUCAGGAACAGAGACUUUAUGGGCUGCAUGAGAAACCUCAGCAUCGACAGCAAACCCAUUGACAUGGCUAGCUACAUCGCUAACAAUGGCACCACAGCAGGCUGUCCGGCAAAGACAAACUUUUGCACUAACGACGUCUGUCAGAAUGGAGGAGUGUGUGUCAAUAAGUGGAACACCUACAGCUGCGACUGCCCGAAUGGUUAUGGAGGCAAGAACUGUGAACAAGUAAUGCCAUCCCCUCAGUUCUUUGACGGCCAAGCCCUGAUCUCCUGGAGCGACACGGACAUUACUGUUGCAAUUCCCUGGUACAUCGGCCUCAUGUUCCGAACAAGGCAGCCAGCCGGAACCUUGAUGCAAGCCAAUGCUGGACUGUCAUCCACUAUUACUCUUAUGGUGAGUGAGCAGCAGGUACGCAUGGAGGUGAUGCUGAGACAGCAGCUAGUGGCCUCGCUAGGCUUCCCCCAAGUUAGGGUCAAUGACGGCGAGUGGCACCACUUGCUGGUUGAACUGCGAAGCAUUAAAGACGGCAAGGACAUCAAAUACAUGGCUACUGUGUUCCUGGACUACGGCAUGUACCAGCAGAAGUCAGUGGAAAUUGGUAAUGACCUCCCAGGGUUAAAGCUGCAAACCCUUCACAUAGGAGGUUUGCCUGGAAAGGGAAACCACGUCAACAAAGGAUUUGUUGGCUGCAUACAGGGUGUGCGCAUGGGUGAGACGUCCACCAAUGUGGCCAACGUGAACAUGGCUCGAGGCUUGAAGAUCCGCGUCGAAGAGGGUUGCGACCUGGCCGACCCCUGCGAUUCCAACAUCUGCCCCGAGAACAGCCACUGCAGCGACGACUGGAGCACACACACCUGCGUCUGCGACCCAGGCUUCUUUGGAAAGGAGUGCACAGAUGCCUGCCAGCUCAACCCUUGUGAGCACAUUUCCACCUGCACCCGCAAACCGAGCUCUUCCCAUGGCUACACCUGCGAAUGUGGACAGAACUACUAUGGACAGUACUGUGAAAACAAAGUGGAGAGGCCAUGUCCUCAGGGCUGGUGGGGCAGUCCUGUGUGUGGACCUUGUAACUGUGACACCAGCAGAGGAUUCCACAAAGACUGCAACAAGACCAGUGGAGAGUGUCGCUGCAAGGAGAACCACUAUCAGCCAGAAGGUGAAGACACAUGCUACCCAUGCGAGUGUUUCUCUAUUGGCUCUGAAUCCAGAACAUGCGAUCCAACCUCUGGGCAGUGCCCCUGCAAAGGCGGAGUUAUCGGUCGCCAGUGUAACCUCUGUGAUAACCCCUUUGCUGAAGUCACACCCACCGGAUGUGAGGUGGUGUACGAGGGCUGUCCCAAGGCAUUCGACUCAGGCAUCUGGUGGCCCAAGACCAAAUUUGGACUCCCUGCAGCCAUGAACUGUCCCAAAGGAUCCAUAGGUACCGCCAUCCGCCACUGCAGCAAUGAAAAGGGCUGGUUGUCCCCUGAACUCUUCAACUGCACCACUAUCACCUUCUCCCAUCUCAUGAAACUGAACGAAUACCUGCAUCGCAACACCUCCAGGAUGGACAGUGAACACUCCAAGAACAUUGCGCAUUUGCUCUACGGCGCCACCAAUAACAAGCAUUACUACGGCAACGACGUGAAGACGGCCGCCCAACUUUUGAACCGGGUGCUGCAGUACGAGAGCCGGCAGUCGGGGUUCAAACUCACUGCCAUGAGGGAUGCAGAGUUCAAUGAGAACGUGGUGCGAGCAGGUAGCGCCUUGCUGGACCCUGACAACAAGGAUCACUGGGAGUUCAUGCAGAAGACUGAAGGUGGCACAGCUCACCUGCUGCGUAACUUCGAGGACUAUGCCAACACCUUGGCGCAGAACGUUAGGAAAACCUACCUGAAACCCUUCACCAUCGUUACAGAAAACAUGAUUCUUACCGUGGACUACUUGGAUGUGUUGGACCCUGAGAGGGCGACUUUACCUCGAUUUCCCGAAAUCCAGGAGCCCUAUUCUAGAGAACUUGGGUCCUCCAUCCACUUCCCCCAGUUCAAUCUCUACAGUCAGGGCCACAGAGCAGAGCCAACCCUCGCCCCUCCAACUCAGACCGAUUCCCCACAGGAGGAACACACAGUGUCGGAUAGGAAACGGAGACAUCUGGAUCCAGCUGUCCCUUUGCCGGUUGCUGUGGUGAUAGUGUACAAAUCACUGGGGAAGCUCCUACCAGAGAGAUACGACCCUGAUCGCAGAAGUCUGAGGCUCCCCAACCGCCCCGUUAUCAACACAGCCAUCGUCAGUGCCACGGUGCACAGCGAGGGUCCUCCUAUUCCUCCUGUCCUGGAACCCCCGGUCACCUUAGAGUACACCUUGCUUGUGGAAGAGGAGAGAACAAAACCUGUCUGCGUUUUCUGGAACCACUCCAUAGCGAUCGGAGGAACAGGCGGCUGGUCCUCUAAAGGUUGCGAGGUGCUCAACAGGAACAACAGCCACAUUAGUUGUCAGUGUAACCACAUGACCAGCUUUGCUGUCCUCAUGGAUAUUUCCAAAAGAGAGAAUGGCGAUGUUCUGCCCCUGAAGAUCGUCACCUACACUACGUUGUCAGUCUCCCUCUUCCUCCUCCUGCUCACCUUCAUCUUGUUGUGCCUCUUGCGGCGGCUCUGCUCCAACCUGCACGCAAUCCACAGGAACCUGGUGGCAGCGCUGUUCUUCUCUGAACUCGUGUUCCUCCUUGGCAUCAAUCAGACUGAGAAACCGUUUGUAUGUUCAGUGAUAGCCAUCCUCCUCCAGUACUUUUACCUGUGCACCUUUGCCUGGAUGUUCGUGGAAGGGCUCCACAUAUACCGCAUGCUGACCGAGCUGCGGAACAUCAACCACGGCCACAUGAGGUUCUACUACGCCAUAGGCUGGGGUAUACCAGCUGUGAUUACAGGUCUGGCAGUUGGUCUUGACCCUGAGGGUUAUAGGAACCCAGAUUUCUGCUGGCUCUCCAUCCAUGACCAUCUCAUCUGGAGCUUCGCAGGACCGAUCUUUGUAGUUGUACUGGUCAACAUAGUGAUUUUCAUCCUGGCUGCAAAGGCCUCAUGUGGUCAUAGGCAGAAGGCUGUGGAGAGGUCAGGAGCAAUUCCGGCACUCCGAAUGGCCUUCAUCCUUCUGGUACUCAUCUGUGCGACCUGGCUGCUUGGCCUACUGGCGGUCAACAGUGACGUAAUGACCUUCCACUAUUUGUUAGCUGUUUUCAGCUGUCUGCAGGGAGUCUUCAUCUUCUUCUUCCAUGUGAUCUUCAACAAAGAGGUAAGGAAGAACCUCAAGAACUUCUUCACAGGGAAGAAGAGCAUACCAGACGAGUCCAGCACCACGAGAGCAUCUCUGCUCACACGCUCUCUCAACUGCAACAACACGUACACAGAGGACGGGGCGUUGUACCGCUCAGGCAUCGGAGAGUCCACUGUCUCCCUCGACAGCACACUCAGGUCAGCCAAGAGCCGCAGCAGCUACCUGGCAUUCACACUCAGGGAGGAGUCUGGUCAGAAGCCCAGUGUCUCCUCAGGAACAGCUAAAGGACACACAGACAUGGAUGGACCUCUGUUCCACAGAAAGGGCACCAAAGGAGAUGACUCUGACUCUGACAGCGAGCUGUCAGUGGAUGAACACAGCUCCUCCUAUGCCUCCUCACACUCUUCUGACAGCGAGGAUGUUGACAUGGACGUCAAGCCCAAGUGGAACAACGAGAGACAGCCAAUUCACAGCACACCUAAAGUGGAUUCAGUAUCCAAUCAUGUGAAGCCUUACUGGCCAACAGAGGCCACCACAGCCAGUGACAGUGAGGAUCAUGGUGGGGCCGAGAGGUUAAGGGUAGAGACCAAGGUGAAUGUGGAGCUACAUGCGGAGAGUAAGCUCAACCACAUUGGGGAAAGAGAGAAGGAGACUCUCCAGGAAAGAGACAAACAAACAGCCGGUAAUGUUAGAGACAUAGCGCCCACUAGCCAGCCCAACAGCAACAGCACCCACCAACCAGAGCAAAGAAAAGGUAUCUUAAAGAACAAGAUCAGCUACCCUCCUCCACUGACCGACAAGAACAUGAAGAACCGCCUGAGGGAGAAGCUGGGCGACUACAACACCCCGACUAUUACCUCCCCUCCUCCUCCGAACAACAACCACACCUCUCCGUCACCUCCCUCCUCUCUCAACAUCAUGACCCCUUCAUCCCAGCCUCCCGCUCUGGCCCUGAACGACGGCAGUCGCCCGAGCAACCACGACAACAGCGCCCCCGUCAAGCCACCCACGGGGACAAAGCCGCAGAUUCCCACUGGGCCCCCGACGGCGGGCAUCUACCGAGAGACCAACGGAGGGGUCGCAAUGCAUUUGAAGACAGAGGCACUAAAUGGAGGCAACGAGUCUGACUCAGACGGCAGUAACGAGACUUCAAUCUGACCCGCUAGGACAACGCAGAUCAGCCCCGUCUUUGUGAGAGAUGGAAUGCAGAACCUGAAUGCCUGACAGGUUUCUGCAGAUGGUUUGAAAUUUGGGAAGGGGGGGGGGGGGGAAGUAUUCUCCGAGUCAGUCAGUCAAUCAAUCCCUCCUUUAAUGUUUCCUCUCUCAGGAGAGCAGUAUUAAUUUGCAGACUUUAAGACUGCCCAAGACAAGACAAUGAACAGACAAUGGAAAGAUGUGAGAGAAAUUAAAAGGGAAAGCUAUGUUUGACUUUACUACGAGAGGAUACAAUGGAGCCAUAUGUGCCAAAAAGCCACUGUUGGAAUGGAGACGAAGAGUCAGAAGAUGAAAAAAGAACCCCGGGCCAUGAUGCACUACAAGGCACAAACUGUUGUUGAUGCGUGGUGGUUAUGUAUGUGAUGGCUCUUUACAUUGACCUAUCAACAAAGCCUGUGUGACGUAAGUGGACAGCUUGUUUCUCCUGAAUAAAGGCAGAAGUUUAUUUUCCUGUGCAUGAACACGGAGUCAAUCAUGCACCAAGGCAUUGUGCUGUCUGAAAAGAUUUCAAGAACUACAAAUCCCUCGAUAGAAGAGUCAGACAAAAUCGGAUUCAGCCUGUUCUUGUUGAUCUAUUGCCAUAUCCAAUGGGACUACGACACAUCAAGGGCUCUUUUUCUUUCCCUUUUAACUCAGAGAAAGGCUUCCUCAGCCUCUCAACGCAGUGCAUUUAGAGUGUAACGAAUGAGUAGAUGUUGUGAAAUGUGAAAGGCAAAUGAUUUCUUUCUUUUUCGAGCCGCAGCAAGGACACUUUUUUUUUUAAACGAAACAAAUAUUUUGACUGUAAAUUGGAAACGCUUAUCAAUCGUACAAAUCACUUGACUUGCUCGUAGUGUUGUAGUACUUGAAAGCAGUCUCAGAUCUCAAGACCGGACUCGAGACCAAUUUAUGAAGUUCUCAGAGUCUAAAUCAUUUUUACUCAGUCUUGUCUUGGUUAUGGACUAGGCUGACUCCAGAUCUUAAAUCAAGACCACCACUGUUCGGUUAGUUUUCCAUGUCAUUACUGUGAUUAGAACAAAAAAUGCCCCUUUCUAAGAGAAGGAAUAACUUCCAUUCAUUAAUAAUUUAAUUGUUAUUCCCCUGGUUACAGCUGCAACCUUCCCGGUGUUACACUCCCAAUGCACACAAGAUGAUGAUUGUCCAGUGAUAUUUAGGGUCUUGGUCUUGUCUCUGUCUCGCCAUGCCUUGGUCUUGACUUGGUCUCAAUCCCUAAAUGUAUCGGUCUUGUCUCGGUCUCUGAGCACUCUGGUCUCGGGCAUGUCUUGGUCUUGACUACAACACUACUUGCUAGUUGAAUCAGCUGACAACUGUCUCCACUGUGUGCCUUCAACCUAAGCCUUAUACAGACACUCCCAUCAUGGAUUCAAGACUUCAAUAUUCAUGUUUAAAAGUAACCUAACAUGUCGGAAUAGUACACCCACACACUCUGAGACAUUAUUCUACUUUAAAAGCCUUUUGUUCCUCAUUUGAGCACUAUGAACCCUAAGCCUUCUUUCCUAGUGUCCAUACUGCCUUUGUGUCCAAUACAACACACUCCUGGUUACCAAAGUCAUGAAAUACAGUGAAUGUGCACACCGACUUCACUUUUCAUUCUCUUCUGUUUGUUGAAUUUUUAGUAUUUAGGACACAUGCUUUCUUUUCAGGUAUCUGAUGAUGGAUCACAGCUGAUUAACAUUUGAAGUCCAAACAUGACAAAGAUGGACCUUUUCAGAAUAAAUAAAGAGUCGUUAUCUAAUGCUGAUUUUCUGAGUUCAAAAAAUAAGAAAUUAUGCCAACUCUUGUGCAUGUUGCAGCUAAUAUGAGGAAACUCAAAUCUUGUUUACCACUCACUGAAUGCCUUUUUAUUAUACUGUACGUGGUGUACAACCCCAGUGUUUAGCCCUCGUGUGAUCAAUGCUGUUUGUAAAAUGUCCCCCUUUUUUUUUUUUAUUGAUCUGAGACACUGGAAAUGUUUUUGUAACAUAAUGUAUAUUUAUUUUUUAUGCUUUGAAGACACUGGAAAGUAAAGACUAUUGUCUCUGUAAAAUUAAAAGAUGACAUGAAUGAUUUUUAA
Messenger RNA from Labrus bergylta (ballan wrasse), 11494 nucleotides. NCBI's taxonomy places the organism in Eukaryota, Metazoa, Chordata, Actinopteri, Labriformes, Labridae. The record is from RefSeq and is a predicted model, not a curated record.